AUGGACUUUGAUAAAAUUGUGAACACAUUCCGCUACAAUGGAGCAUCACAUGAUGCUAUAUACCUCAGAGCAUUCUCGUUCUCGCUGAAGGAUGAUGCAAAGCAGUGCUUGAGAAGUUUGCCCACAGGGUCAAUCUGUACGUGGGAGGAGAUAACUACCAAGUUUCUGGAAAAAUACUUCUCAGCUGCUAAGGCUAGAAGGAUGAGGAAGGAGAUACACAAUUUCAGCCAAGGUGAAGGAGAGACAGUAUUCGAAGCAUGGGAAAGAUUUAAGGAGAUGCUGCAGAGGUGCCCUCACAACGGAAUGGAACAAUGGAUGCAACUUCAGGACUUUUGGGACGGUUUAAACCCGUCAUCUAGGAGAUUGCUAAAUAGUGCAGUUCCAGGCCCUUUGAUGAAGAAAACUCCAGAAGAGAUUGUCACUCCUUUGAAUGAACUAUCUGAAGAUGCAGAUCAAUGGUCCACAGACCAAGUGGAUCGGAGAAAAUUAGCAGGGGUGCACCAAGUAGAAUCAUCUGUAGCAAUGCAGGCCCAAAUUGCAGUUAUAGCUAAAGACAUCAAGCAAUUGACUAUGGCUCAGGUGCAAACUCAACCACAGGUGGGUUGUGACAUUUAUGGGAUGGGACACCCCACACAUGAGUAUCAAGCUACAGCUGAAGAGGUCAACAUUGUGGGGAACUUUAAUAGAGGAAACUACCAAGGUGGGAACAACUUUAAUGCUAUGGGUCAAAGACAUCCAGGUUUUUCGUGGAGUUAA
Messenger RNA from Nicotiana tabacum (common tobacco), 756 nucleotides. The record is from RefSeq and is a predicted model, not a curated record. NCBI's taxonomy places the organism in Eukaryota, Viridiplantae, Streptophyta, Magnoliopsida, Solanales, Solanaceae.